Molecule: messenger RNA, 806 nt
Organism: Solanum tuberosum (potato)
Lineage: Eukaryota; Viridiplantae; Streptophyta; Magnoliopsida; Solanales; Solanaceae
Product: myb-like protein Z
Exons: 7
Coding region: 47-802 (251 amino acids)
Source: RefSeq, a predicted model, not a curated record
AUGUCAAAUAAAUUAUGAUUAGGUGGAAGUGGAGAAACAAGGAAAUAUGGAUGUUCACUUUGCUGCACAACAAAUAACUCCUCAGCAGUUUGAUACUAAUAAUUGGAUUAAUCCAUACAGUUCAAGUAUCCAGGGGAGUAUGUAUCAAAACUGGAUGGACAAAGGAAAGAGACUAGCAAACAGUUCUAGCCAUUACACAUAUGCCCCUUCCUUUGCAACUUCUUCACAGAGUGGGAAUAUACCAUUUUCUCAAAAUCAAAACUCAUCGCCUUAUAUCCCAUUGCAGAGGCAUCAACAAUACACCAUGGUAGAUGUCCAACAAAAUCCACCACAAACAUUUGAACAGUCACAGAGCCAACAACAAAACAUGACAGUAGAUAUCCAGCAGAGUCCAACACAAAUAUUUGGACAAUCACAGGCACAAUUGACUUUUGGUGAAAGUACUAAUUAUAAUAACUCUCUCAUGAACUUCCAGAGAAAUAUUUGUGCUUCUACAAGGCCUGUCUCGAGUCCACUAGCAACUACGGGUACACACUUGAACAAUCCCUCUGAAUCAGGGUUGGAGUAUGCCCAUUCAAAUUCGAAUAGUAACUUGAGCAAUAACAACAACAUCAAUCACAUCAUUCAACAAAAUGAACAUUCUUUAUUUCAAAGUGAUGCAAUAACUCCUAAUAUUCAUGGAUUUAACUAUCCUAGGGAGGAGAAUACAAUGGGAAGCAAUGAAUACUUUGCUGACACAACAUAUGAGAAUGAUGCAUGGGAUGUUUUCCUUAAUGAAGCUCUUAAUGGAGAAGACUUUUGAAAUU